UCGCGGGUCCGCGCUGCGGGAGCCCAAGUUGCUCUGCGGGACCUACGGGCUUGGCGACUGGCUGUCGAGCGCAGGGUGCGCGGCCGCUGCAGAACUCCCAAGACAGGUGCGAACUCAGGGGACCCGCUGCGCCGUCCGGUCCUCGCCGUCGGGGCGUCUCUCCCGGGCCCUGCGAGCCGCGAGUGGAUGCGCGUCCGCUGAGCGUCUGAGAUGGCCGUGCGACCCGGGCCGCUCUGGUUGCUGGGCCUGGCUCUAUGCGCCCUGGGCGGCGGCCACGGCCCGCGUCCCCCACACACCUGUCCCCAGCGUCGCCUAGGAGCGCGCGAACGCCGAGACAUGCAGCGAGAGAUCCUGGCAGUGCUCGGGCUGCCUGGGCGGCCCCGACCCCGCGCGCCACCCGCCGCCUCCCGGCAGCCAGCGUCCGCGCCCCUCUUCAUGCUGGACCUGUAUCACGCCAUGGCUGAUGACGACGACGGCGGGCCCCCUCAACCUCACUUGGGUCGCGCGGACCUGGUCAUGAGCUUCGUUAAUAUGGUGGAGCGCGACCGUACCCUGGACUACCAGGAGCCACACUGGAAGGAAUUCCGCUUUGACCUAACCCAGAUCCCUGCUGGGGAGGUUGUCACAGCUGCUGAGUUCCGGAUAUAUAAAGAGCCCAGCACCCACCCGCUCAACACAACCCUCCAUGUCACUAUGUUCGAGGUGGUCCAGGAGCGCUCCAACAGGGAGUCUGACUUGUUCUUUUUGGAUCUUCAGACGCUCCGAUCUGGGGACGAGGGCUGGCUGGUGCUGGACAUCACGGCAGCCAGUGACCGCUGGUUGCUGAACCAUAACAAGGACCUGGGACUCCGUCUCUAUGUGGAAACCGAGGAUGGGCACAGCAUGGAUCCUGGCCUGGCAGGUCUGCUGGGACAACAGGCACCACGCUCCAGACAGCCUUUCAUGGUAACCUUCUUCAGAGCCAGCCCAAGUCCUGUGCGGGCCCCUCGGGCAGUGAGACCUCUGAAGAAGAGGCAGCCAAAGAAAACGAACGAGCUUCCUCAUCCCAACAGACUCCCAGGGAUCUUUGAUGAUGGCCACGGCUCCCGAGGUAGAGAUGUUUGCCGUAGGCAUGAGCUCUACGUCAGCUUCCGGGACCUCGGCUGGCUGGACUGGGUCAUCGCCCCCCAGGGCUACUCAGCCUAUUACUGCGAGGGGGAGUGUGCCUUCCCACUGGAUUCCUGUAUGAAUGCCACCAAUCAUGCAAUCUUGCAGUCCUUGGUACACCUGAUGAAACCAGAUGUCGUCCCCAAGGCCUGCUGCGCACCCACCAAACUGAGUGCCACCUCCGUGCUUUACUACGACAGCAGCAACAACGUCAUCCUGCGCAAGCACCGCAACAUGGUGGUCAAGGCCUGCGGCUGCCACUGACACCCUGCUCCACAGCCUGCUUCUGCUACCUUACCCGUCUGGUCUGGCCCCCUUCCAGAGGCAGGAAACCCUCCUAUGCUAUCGUAGCUCAGAUGGGGGCAACAGGAGGCCCUGACUUCCCCUGGCCACUUCCUGCUAAAAUUUUGGUUCUUUCCCAGCCCCUCUGUUCCCUCCUUGGGGUUUGUGGCCUAUUGCUUGCCCCCUUCUGCUCCCCCAAGCACAGACUGAAUGCACAUGGCAUCCUAGAGCUGUGCCGACUGAGGGGUCUGGGGUCAGCACUGAAGACCCACAUGAGAGGAAGACCGGUCCUUGGCCAUCUCCAGCCCAGAAUGGUCAAUCCUGGAUGGUCUAAGGCGGCGCUGGAGUGUGAAACUGGCUGAUCUGGGCUCUGCACCAUUCACUGCGGCAGGGGGCGGGGGCGUGUCUAGAUAUAACAGACACGCCCACUUAGACCAGUGCAUUGCUGUCCUGUGCUGUGGAGUUAGCUUGUUAGAAAUAGACUAGUCAGAGGCAGCUGGGGUAGUGCACACCAUUAAUCCCAGCACUAGGGAGACAGAGGAUCUCUGUGAGUUCAAGGCCACACAGGGGAAUCCUGUCUCAAAAAAGAGAAGACAAAAGAACCACCUGGCUGGGACCAGUGAAAGGGACAUUUUAUGACCUGUGUCCUGGACCUGCUCUUCUGCCCGGGAGCAAAGGACCCUGGGAACUUCCAGUUCCCUCUACCACUGCUACCAUGCUGACCAGUUGGGGGCUGGACACUGAGACAGAACGAAUUCUCAGAAACGAGAACACCCUGAAGUGACUGGUGCAGGUUGGCACCAGUGGGGGGCUGCUGCUUCUCUAGCCUGCUCAGUGAUCCCCUCCGAGCGCUCACGCUGCACCUGGCCAGGCCUCCACAUCCUCAGCACAGAGCUGCAGAAUGCCGCCACCAGCUACUCAGAGGGAAAGGUCUUGGCUUCCCUCUUCUCCCAGAAGAGCCACCCAUUCCGCCUAGGCCCUCCAGUCAGGCAUGGGGCAAAGGGGAGGAGUGUCCACGUUUGCUUAUGUCUGGGAACUAAGAACAGGUUGGUCACCAAGUUGGCGUCACCCUGGGGGCCCAGCAGCCCCAUCCUGUUUCUGGGACCUGUGAGUCAAAGAAAGGGCCCCUGUCCCAGGGGACUGGCAGGUGGUAAUUAGGCCGAGUUGGGUGGGGAGGCUCGGAAACCACUGCUCUCCUUGGGGCAGCCGCUGGGAGCUGGAGUGUUUAUUUGAUUUCUGACUUGCUAAGCCUGUAAUUUACCUGCGGGAACAGAGUCCAGCUGCCCAAACUGUGUCAUUAAGAGCAGGUCUCGGGCCCAUCCCCAUCUAGAGACACACCCAGCGGAGGUGGACCCACCCAGGUGCCCAGGGAUGCACUCGCUGGGGUUCAUGCUCUGCACCCCUGAAUGUGCCUCAGGGAGGCUAGGACUAGCGACCAGAGUGAGGCUGGAGGGAGUGAGAUGGGGGCCAUGCUGCAGGCCGGCAGCCUCUCCCCUUGGGCCUGGGAAGGUUUCCUGUGUGAGAUCGGAGGAGGGAACCCCUCCAUGUGUACAAAGAAUGGGCCCAGAGUAUCUGCAAGAUGGUGAGUUCACCAAGAGCUUCAGGCUUCUGGGGCUGGAGAGAAGGUUCAGGAGUUAGGAGCACUGGCGGCUCUUCCAGAGGACCAGGGUUUGAUUCCCGGCACCCACAAGG
Messenger RNA from Myodes glareolus (Bank vole), 3120 nucleotides. NCBI's taxonomy places the organism in Eukaryota, Metazoa, Chordata, Mammalia, Rodentia, Cricetidae. The record is from RefSeq and is a predicted model, not a curated record.